GUCACAUCCUUCACAACUGGUUGUGGGAAGUGCUUCUGCUGCAAACAAGGGGUCCGAUCACGCCGUGAGAAGUGUCAAACGUUGGGAACAGUAGUUCUCGAUGGCGACCAAGCGGAGUAUUGUCGAUUUCCGCUCGCGGAUGGCACCAUUGUCACGCCUCCGGUCAAUAUUGAGGAGUAUCAACUGGGUCUGAUGGCCGAUAUCUCCCCCAUGGCUUGCUUCGCCGCCGCAAAAUGCGUCACGCGGGGUUGUCAGGGAUGUCAUCGACCAAAAUGUGGUCUUGCGGAUCAGCUGUGGUCUUGUUGGACUAUGUUCGUAG
Molecule: messenger RNA, 319 nt
Organism: Cladophialophora yegresii CBS 114405
Lineage: Eukaryota; Fungi; Ascomycota; Eurotiomycetes; Chaetothyriales; Herpotrichiellaceae
Exons: 1
Source: RefSeq, a predicted model, not a curated record